UGCAGCCUCCUCAGCAUCAGCACCAGCAGAGACGUCUCAAUCCUUCCUCUCCUCUGCUCUGCUCUCUCCUCUCCUCUCUCCUCUCCACUGCGGAACAUCGGCCUGUUUCCCUCCCAUCGCUCCACCAGCGGCAGACCCAGCUCGCCAUGGACAACACUGGGAAAGAGAAGGAGGCCAUGCAGCUGAUGGCUGAAGCCGACAAAAAGGUCAAAGCGUCCGGAUCCUUCCUCGGAGGGAUGUUCGGGGGAAACCAUAAGGUGGAGGAUGCCUGUGAAAUGUACGCCAGAGCAGCCAACAUGUUUAAGAUGGCAAAGAACUGGAGUGCUGCAGGGAAUGCAUUCUGCCAGGCCGCUCGGCUCCACAUGCAGCUGCAGAACAAACUGGACUCUGCCACCAGCUUCGUCGACGCCGGCAACGCCUACAAGAAGGCCGACCCGCAGGAGGCCAUCAACUGUCUAAAUCAGGCCAUUGAUAUCUACACUGACAUGGGUCGGUUUACCAUCGCAGCCAAACAUCACAUCACUAUAGCCGAGGUUUAUGAGUCUGAGCUGGUUGAUAUUGAGAAGGCCAUUGCCCACUAUGAGCAGGCAGCUGACUACUACAAGGGAGAAGAAUCUAACAGCUCAGCCAACAAAUGUCUUCUGAAGGUCGGACACUACAGCGCUCAGCUGGAGCAGUACCCGAAAGCUAUUGAAAUCUAUGAACAGGUUGCUAUGAACACCAUGGACAACCCCCUGCUGAAGUACAAUGCUAAAGAGUAUUUCUUCAAGGCUUCACUGUGUCACUUCAUAGUGGACGAACUGAACGCCAAGUUGGCCAUAGAGAAAUACGAGGAGAUGUUUCCAGCCUUCUCAGACUCCAGAGAGCUCAAACUGUUAAAGAAACUCCUAGAAGCCCACGAGGAGCAGAACAGCGAGGCGUUCACGGAGGCAGUUAAGGAUUUCGACUCAGUGUCUCGUCUGGACCAGUGGCUGACCACGAUGCUGCUCCGCAUCAAAAAGACCAUCCAGGGAGACGCUGGGGACCUGAAAUAGACAAAUGUAGUGAUAGGGGAGAAAGGGGGAGGGGGACAGGGGGAGACGGGAUGGUAAAGACAGAGGAAAGGUUAUAGUAGAGGGGAUUGAAGUGGAUGGAAAUGAAAUGAGGGGAGUGGAGAAUGUGUUUUGGUGGACAAAAGAAGAUAGACACAGACGCAGGAAGAUGAAA
Molecule: messenger RNA, 1206 nt
Organism: Morone saxatilis (striped sea-bass)
Lineage: Eukaryota; Metazoa; Chordata; Actinopteri; Moronidae
Gene: napba
Product: N-ethylmaleimide-sensitive factor attachment protein, beta a
Exons: 10
Coding region: 147-1034 (295 amino acids)
Biological process (GO): SNARE complex disassembly; synaptic transmission, glutamatergic; regulation of synaptic vesicle priming
Cellular component (GO): vacuolar membrane; terminal bouton; synaptobrevin 2-SNAP-25-syntaxin-1a complex
Molecular function (GO): soluble NSF attachment protein activity; syntaxin binding
Source: RefSeq, a predicted model, not a curated record